AUGAGUUCAUCAUCAUCAUCAUCAACAACAUCACCAUCAUUACCAUAUUCAACAUCUGCAUGUUGCUCAGCCAAUCAUAUUAGCGAACAAAAGAAACAGGUCGAACAACUACAACAGCAACUCAUUGAACAACAAUUGAAACAACAACAACAGCAACAACAAUCAUCGGAAUUCUGUAAUCUCGAUGCACAAAAUCAUUUGAAAAAAUGUACAAGUAUAGAUAGUAAUAAUAAAACAACAACAACAACAGCUACUACAAAUAAUGUUGUAUCACAACACAGUGCUGUACAACAACAACAAAAACAAGCGGUAAAUCAACAGAUACAACAGAUAAAAGAGAAGAAGCUGAAGCCAAGUUUCUAUCAGAGACCACUACCUGCACACCUCAUUGCAUUCUCCUCGGAGGAAGGAAGAAAACUCUUUAGAGAAUCACUACAAGAUGGUCACAUGGAGGGUUAUUUCUCAUUGGCAGAACAAUUUGUAUCUCAAAGUGAACCUGCAUUUUACAAACUAAAACAAACUUAUCAAUCAACAACCGUUCAUAGUUUGUGGAUUGGCAACAUUGGCAAUGGUUUUGAAUGCUUUGAAAAUCGAUCCAAAGAGACUGUGGAAAGGUCCUUGGCGAUGGUUCGCUGA
Molecule: messenger RNA, 636 nt
Organism: Heterostelium album PN500
Lineage: Eukaryota; Evosea; Eumycetozoa; Acytosteliales; Acytosteliaceae
Exons: 2
Coding region: 1-636 (211 amino acids)
Biological process (GO): phytochelatin biosynthetic process; cellular detoxification of cadmium ion; response to metal ion
Molecular function (GO): glutathione gamma-glutamylcysteinyltransferase activity; metal ion binding
Source: RefSeq, a predicted model, not a curated record